Molecule: messenger RNA, 1100 nt
Organism: Aedes albopictus (Asian tiger mosquito)
Lineage: Eukaryota; Metazoa; Arthropoda; Insecta; Diptera; Culicidae
Gene: Abi
Product: abl interactor 2
Biological process (GO): neuron migration
Cellular component (GO): actin-based cell projection; lamellipodium; SCAR complex
Molecular function (GO): signaling adaptor activity; SH3 domain binding
Source: RefSeq, a predicted model, not a curated record
GAAGAAGAGUAAAAGAAUGAAAACCAUCCACAAAAAUUCGAUCGGCUGUGGUCCAUUUUGCUGCUCAGUGAUUUAAUUUUUUCUUCCGAAACAGACAAAAAAAGUGUUUCCAAGUCAUUCCAGCUUCUUCGUAAAUUGUAGCUCAUUGCUUCGUGGGAGGUUCUCAGCAACACCAGCAAAAAUGGACGAUUUAAUCACUUUGAUUCGAACGGAAAUUCCUGAGGGACGGCAGAACCUCCAGGAAAGUUAUACCAACUUGGAACGGGUGGCCGAAUACUGCGAGGACACUUAUUACCGUUCUGACAAUAAAAAAGCUUCCCUGGAGGAAACGAAAAACUACACAACUCAGUCAUUAGCCAGUGUCGCCUAUCAGAUCAACACGUUGGCGUACAACUUUCUCCAGUUGAUGGAUCUACAGGCCACCCAGAUGGCCGAAAUGGAAUCCCAAAUGAAUCACAUAUCGCAAACGGUGAUGAUCCACAAGGAAAAGGUGGCCCGGAGAGAGAUAGGCGUCCUAACGGCCAAUAAAGUCAGCACAAGGCAGUACAAGAUCGUUGCCCCAUUGAACCCGGAGAAACCCAUCAAGUAUGUCCGGAAGCCGAUCGAUUACGGCUUACUAGAUGAAAUCGGUCACGGAAUUGCGUUGACCAACAAUAAUCAAAAGAAGCAUCGCAUUUCAAGCCAGGGAUCGGUCCAAUCCCUAUCGGUUAACAAUAUUUCAGUUGGUCCACCUCCAACCACCAAACCGCCAACUCCUCCGCAGAUGACCCGAAGUGCUGGCCACACCGGGACGCUUGGCAAGAACGCAAGCAAUACGGGCACGCUGGGCAAAUCAUCCAGAGAGUAUCGUACUCCACCGGUGGUGAUUCCGCCGCAGGUUCCAUCGCAUUACGCUCCGAACUUCCCAGUGGGGCAUCCGCGUCGUACAUCCGGAUCCGGUGGUGGUGGUGGUGCGGAACGUGGCCCAGGCUAUAGUGCUCUUCCGAUGCCCAUGCCACCCAGCCAGAUUGCAAUGCAUCAUCCACCGCAAAUAGGAAUGGUCCAUCCGAUGGCGACCACCCAGCAUCAGUCGACAUUCGACGAGCGCAACAGCAUGCCAC